AAGUUCGCACCUUUGGUACUUGCCGCUUCCUGGCCGCUCAAGAGGUCCACCGUAGGUCCACCCACGAGUCGCGGCGUUGUGUACGAAUUCUCUCUGGGCUGCGCUGUAUCAAUACAAACAAAAUCAAAUUGUGUACACAGAAAGCGCGUGCUUCGCUUCGUUGGCCGGUCGGCUCUCGGGACGUUGGUAAAAAAAAGGCUUUUCAGAUUCCGUUCCGAGCCUUCCCGUAGCACGAUGUCCAUUCUGUUAACCUGUUAGGCCUGUCGCGGAAAGCCAGGGGGUAUGAAACGGUCCCCGAAAUUCACCAGGAACAAGACCGACCCGCCGAAGCUACAGCCACUACCCCGACGACAGCUUCUGGGUCACGGCACCUACUGAGCCACAAAAAAGGGCGCCGCAGGGCUCGCGGGCGAUGUCGAGCGCGCCACCGACUGGCUCUGUCGCUGCGCCGCCGGGCCAAACCACUCCGCAAGGAUCGUCCGGAAACACACCGCAGGGAUCGUCCGGGAACAACCUUCAGAGGAUAGCCCACAAGAAGUCGCAGGUGAAGGCCUGGCCGCUCAACAAGAAGCUCGAGAAACUCGCCAUCUAUUCGUCGUGCAAGGCGGACGAUGGCUGCAAGUGCAAUGGCUGGAAGAACCCAAACCUACCCCAGACCCCGCAACGGCUCGAGGGACCCCAGCCUCUGGCCAACCUCAACGAUCCCUGUCGCAGCUGCAGCCACGUUUUGGGGGCACAUGUGUCUCACCUUGAGAACGCACCGGAGGAAGAGCUCAACAGACUCCUCGGGAUCGUGGUGGACGUUGAGAACAUGUUCAUGUGCGUCCAUCGUGAGGAGGAUGCAGACACCAAACAAGUCUACUUCUAUCUGUUCAAGCUGCUGCGCAAGAGCAUCCUCUUGAUGACACGCCCCACCGUAGAAGGACCACUUGGAAACCCUCCCUUCGAGAAGCCAAGCAUCGCAAAGGCAGUCACCAACUUCGUGAUGCACAAGUUUGGGCACCUGUCGCAGAAGGAGUGGCAGACCAUGUACGACCUGGCCAAGAUGUUUCUCCACUGCCUCAACCACUGGAAGCUGGAAACCCCUUCGGCCAGGAAGCAGCAGCGGCAACACUCCUCCAACGAGGACGCCGCCGCUUACAAGAUCAACUACACCAGGUGGCUGUGCUUCUGCCACGUGCCAGCGUUCUGCGACAGCCUGCCGCACUCGGAGACCACCAUGAUCUUCGGGAGGACGCUGCUCCGGUCGGUGUUCCAGACGAUGCGUCGCCAGCUGCUGGACAAGUUCAGGGCCGAAAAGGACAAGAUGCCUGCCGAGAAGAGGACGCUCGUCCUCACGCACUUCCCACGAUUCCUGUCCGUGCUGGAAGAGGAGGUCUAUGGAAGCAACUCCCCGAUCUGGGACCCCGACUUCAAGCAGAACCCUCCUGCAAAUGCCACAAGCGCCGACAGAAGUGCCACGAGCAACGGGACCGCCCAUUCGAGAGGCUUUGAGAAGCUUGCCGUCUCCAGCUCACCAGGCUCCGGUGCGGACAGCUACACCACGGUGCACCUGAGCCCAGGAACGCAUACGUCUAGCCGUUCCUCCAAGGCCAUCAGCAUACCAGAUGCCCAAGGAGAGAAGCGGCUUAAUGAUGAAGCCCACGCACCGGAGGCGAAGAGACGCAGGAUAGAAGGUGAUCUUCCUGAAGAGGUGAUUGCUCAGCUGGUAGCCACCAUCACAGACCCCAAACAAAUGUUGGGACCAGAUACGAGCGGCUUCUCGGAGUUGGCGGCGAGGGACGAGGCGGCGCGUGCCGAGGAACGCAAGGGGCUCAUCGAGUUCCACAUGGUGGCCAACGCCCUGAGCAAGCGGGUGGACCAGCAGUCCCUGGUAUGGCUGGUGGGGCUCCAGAACGUCUUCUCCCACCAGCUGCCAAGGAUGCCCAAGGAGUACAUCACCAGGCUCGUCUUUGACCCGAAGCAUCGCACGCUUGCUCUGGUGAAGGAAGGCCGCAUCAUUGGCGGGAUUUGCUUUCGGAUGUUUCCGGGUCAGGGCUUUACGGAGAUCGUUUUCUGUGCCGUCACCUCCAACGAGCAGGUCAAGGGUUAUGGGACUCACUUGAUGAACCACCUGAAGGAUUAUCACGUGAAGCAGAACAUCCUGCACUUCCUGACUUUCGCGGACGAAUUCGCGAUUGGCUACUUCAAGAAGCAGGGAUUCUCAAAGGACAUCAAGCUGCCCAAGUCGGUCUACACGGGGUACAUCAAAGACUACGAGGGGGCAACGCUCAUGGGCUGCGAACUGGACGAGCGGAUAUCCUACACAGCGUUCACCCACGUCAUUAGGAAGCAGAAGGAGAUUGUCAAGAAAUUCAUCGAGAAGCAGCAGGAACACAUGCAGAAAGUGUACCCCGGCGUCCCCUGCUUCAAGGAGGGCGUCAGAGAAAUUCCCUUGGAGAGCAUUCCAGGACUGCGUGAGGCAGGUUGGAAGCCAGACAAGAAAUAUGUGAAGCAAGAGCAGAUUGACCCCGAUCAACUCUAUCAGGCCAUGAAGUCGGUUUUGAUACAAGUUAAGAAUCACAGUAGUGCGUGGCCUUUCCAAAAGCCAGUGGAGAAAGCAGAAGCUCCAGACUACUAUGAUCACAUCAAGUAUCCAAUGGACUUGAAGACGAUAACGGAGCGGCUGAAAAACCACUACUACGUCCACAAGCGCCUGUUCAUCGCGGACAUGCAGAGGAUCUUCAGCAACUGCCGAGCAUACAACAGCCCGGACACAGAAUACUACAAGUGCGCCAACACUCUGGACAGGUUCUUUCAGAAUAAAAUGAAGGAGGCAGGCCUUUGGGACCGUCAGUGACAGGCCAUUGGGCAGUUCAAAGUGUGAAUUCAGUUGUAGUAUCUUGUUGUCAUCGUAUGCAAAAAGAAAAAAAAAAAUCGCAAACAAAAAACAAGCGGACAUUGUACGUGUCAAAGUUGUCUGUUGGAAAGUUUAUGAAGAGCCUGUUCUUGCAGUGUUGCUCGUGUAGAUGUUUUUUGUGUAUAGAAUGCGGUAUGACCAGACUCCUUAAGUUUUGCUAGCAUCGAGAGACGUUUCAUACUUUUUUUCUCGUUUUUAGUGGGGUAAAAAUAUUCUGCUGCAUUGGAACUGGACUAAUUAACAAUGUAUGUUAUUGUUUGUUAAGUGGAAUGGAGAUGUCCUUUAAAAGUUGCACACCCUCCUCACCUUUGGUUUCUUGAGCGAAUUUCCGUGUUUGUUCAGUGACAGGAGCAAGCCCCAUCCAUUUGGUUGUCAGGAAGAGGUGCACAGAGUAGUUUGCCAUUUUCUCACUCUGCUGUUCGAGGGCUUUUGGUAUUGCUGGCAAACAGGCAGGAGAGCUUUUUUGAGGUUGGUCCUAUCUGCCAGUGUGAAGAGGGAAAGGGAAACGACCUGCAAGACGACAUCGGUCACGUGGCGCAAGAUGCCGUGCGUGCCAAAAUCUUUGAUUUAGAGAAUGGCGGACUCUGAGUCAUAAUUACGACACAUUGCAAGUGUAGCUACAGACUGUUUUCUCUUCUGUGCUGGAAAUUUAAAUUCAUCUCCACACUGCAUCAUUUUUUUUUUUAAACAUUUUUUUGCAUUUUGCAAUUUAUUCCAUGUCAACCAAUUUCGACAAGCAUAGAACUAGUGUUUCUCUUUUCUUUAAUGAGCCACGACAAUCUGUGGUAUGUCUUGUUUUCUUUGAAAACGAAGGAAAAUAAAAUUGUCUCAUCUCAA
Molecule: messenger RNA, 3736 nt
Organism: Ixodes scapularis (black-legged tick)
Lineage: Eukaryota; Metazoa; Arthropoda; Arachnida; Ixodida; Ixodidae
Gene: Gcn5
Product: histone acetyltransferase KAT2A
Exons: 21
Coding region: 413-2839 (808 amino acids)
Biological process (GO): positive regulation of transcription by RNA polymerase II; chromatin remodeling
Cellular component (GO): histone acetyltransferase complex; nucleus
Molecular function (GO): histone H3 acetyltransferase activity; protein binding
Source: RefSeq, a predicted model, not a curated record